Eublepharis macularius is the source of this 4989-nucleotide messenger RNA. RefSeq names its product selenoprotein N (gene SELENON). Gene Ontology annotation, cellular component: endoplasmic reticulum membrane. The record is from RefSeq and is a predicted model, not a curated record. Gene Ontology annotation, biological process: skeletal muscle fiber development; calcium ion homeostasis. The transcript has 12 exons. NCBI's taxonomy places the organism in Eukaryota, Metazoa, Chordata, Lepidosauria, Squamata, Eublepharidae. Gene Ontology annotation, molecular function: calcium ion binding.
UCCGCGAGGGCGGGCGAGAGGGCGCGGGCCCGCGGCCGAGGCAGGGGCGAUGGGCCGCCCGGGAGGGCGCAGGUCGCCCCAGGCCCCGCGGGGCGAAGGAGGCGACCGGGAGGGCGGCGCCCGGCCUCGCCUCCCCCUUCCCCGCCUGGGCCUGGCCUUGGCGCUGCUGGCCGCCCUGCUGGCCGCCAAGUACUACCGGGACUCGGAGGCGGCCCGGCGGCAGGAGACAGCUCUGAAAUCUCUGGGGAAUGAAGGCCUCUUUCUUUUCUCUUCCCUGGAUACAAACAACGAUUUGUACAUCAGCCCUGAAGAGUUCAAGCCAAUUGCGGAGAAACUCACUGGCAUUGCUCCUGUUUCUGCCCUUGAGGAAGAAGAGGAGGUGCUGGAUCCCAAUGGAGAGAUGCUCUCUGUCGUUGCAAAAUUCCAGCCUCUGUUAAUGGAAACCAUGACAAAGAGCAAGGACGGGUUCCUUGGAAUUUCACACAUUGCCCUUUCUGGGCUUCGCAAUUGGACCGCUCCAGCUUCCCCUAAGAACACGCUGCAUGCCCAGCAAUUCAAAGCUUUUCUGCCCCCGCAGAAUAAGCUAGAACUGGCUGAUCCUUGGUGGAUAAUUCCCAGUGAAUUAAACAUCUUUACUGGAUACCUUCCCAAUAACCGUUUUUACCCUCCGGCUCCCAAGGGCAAAGAGAUCAUCAUUCACAAGCUCUUGAGUAUGUUCCACUCACGGCCGUUUGUGAAAACCCGCUUCGCUCCUCAGGGGGCAGUUGCCUGCCUUCAAGCAGUGGCUGAGUUCUACUACAAGAUAGCUUUCAGGAUCCAUGCUGAAUUCCAGCUCAACGAGCCUCCGGAUUUCCCCUUCUGGUUUUCCCCUGCACAAUUCACCGGCUCUAUCGUCCUCUCCAAAGACUCCUCCCAUGUUCGGGAAUUCAAGCUGGCUGUCCCUAACAACAGGUCUCUCAACGUAGACAUGGAAUGGCUAUAUGGGGCCCGAGAGAGCAGCAAUAUGGAGGUGGACAUAGGAUACCUCCCUCAGAUGGAGUUGGAAUCUUUGGGACCAUCCACCCCUUCUCUGAUCCACGAUGAAAAUGGGAAUGUGAUUGACAGCAGAGACCCUGAAGGGGAACCAAUUCAAUUCAUAUUUGAAGAGAUCACCUGGAAGCAAGAAAUAACUUGGGAAGAGGCAGCCCGCAAGCUGGAAGUUGCUAUGUAUCCAUUUAAGAAAGUUUCCUACCUUCCUUUCACACAAGCUUUUGAAAGAGCAAAAUCUGAGAGUAAAUUGGUGCAUUCCAUUCUAUUGUGGGGAGCACUGGAUGAUCAGUCAUGCUGAGGUUCAGGGCGAACUCUCCGGGAAACAGUCCUGGAAAGUUCGCCCAUCCUUGCUUUGCUGAAUGAGAGUUUCAUCAGUACCUGGUCAUUGGUGAAGGAGCUGGAAGACUUGCAGGCCAAGAAAGAGAACGAGUUCAGCAGCAAACUUGCAGACCUGCAUCUUGAGAAGUAUAGUUUCCCCGUGGAAAUAAUGAUCUGCCUGCCCAACGGGACUGUGGUACACCAUAUCAAUGCCAACUACUUCCUGGAUAUUACUUCUGUGAAGCCAGAAGAAGUUGAGAGCAGCAUCUUCAGUUUCUCUGCCAGUUUUGAAGAUCCCUCAACAGCGACCUACCUCCAGUUCCUGAAGGAAGGACUUCAGAAAGCAAAACCACUCCUGCAGGCCUAACUCAAGAAAGCAAUUGCGGAUCACCAAAGAUACAAGAGUUCUUGUUUUCUGGCACUCCUCUUUCUCUGUGCUGUCUCGCAGAGUGCUGCUCUUGAAUGAGAAGGCUUCUCAGUAACUGAAAUGGUAACAACUGUAGUCACAUGCAUUCUUUUUUUGAAGGAGCUGAAGUUGCCAUGCUCUUAUCAACAAGUUGUGGGACUUACAUGAAGUUAGCCCUCAGGAUGUCUGUGGUAGAAAAUUGGGGACAAUGGGGCAUAAAGGAGUGGGUGGGACUGUGGUUGCUGAACCAUGGGAUGAAUAAAGGGGCUGGAUCUCAAGGAAAGACCGAACAAUCACGUUAGCAAAAAGUUUGAGCAUGACUGUGUUCAUCAUCUUUUUCCACCUGCUCUGGAGCCUGGUCUCUUUCAGGGCUCUUGAAUUGCUUGUACGUAUCUGAAGCCUCAUAUUUUAGAACUCUGCAUUGUAAAGCCCCAUUUGUCUUCAGCAGGUCACCAUGACAGGCACCUUUUGUGAUCAGAAUGCAUAUUGGCAAAUCUAGUUCAGAAGUCAGGUCCUGCAUGUCACUUACACUCCCACUGGUGUUGAAGAGGACUGAUGCAUAAAUGCAGGACAAGGAAUCCUUUAAACUACCAUUUAGCAUUUUUUGCGUUAAGCCACAAAAGGCAGUGUAGACAUUUCUCCUGAAAUGUAAGAUGCCCUUUCCUAUUCAUAAACAGUGGUAUGGCUUGCAUAGUGUUGGCAGGGUGUUUCUGUCAUUAAAACUAGAGCCUCUUUGGACAGCAGCACUAGGUCUCAGGGCCCUUGUCUGGUAGGACUUGUGAUUGGCAGAUGGUCCCAACUUUGAAACAGCUGCUGGCAGAGAAAUGGGUAAGCCGUGAGCCUCCUUGAGGUUCAGGUUUCAUGCCAGGGAUGAAAGUAAAUGUGGCUUUUUUGAUCGAUGGUAGUACCAUAACUCUUAACUGCUUUUCUUCCCCUGCCCCUGAACCCUAUCAUCCCAAAAGGCCCUGUGCUACCUUUUAAAAAGAAGAAUACAUUACUAGAGCUUUUGUACCAUAGUGGUUAAGUGGUUGCGUUGCAAAUCAGCACUCUGCUGGUUCAAAUCCCACUACUGCCAUGAGCUCAGUAGGUGGCCUUGGGUAAGCCGCUCCUCUCAGCCCCAGCUCCUGAGCUGUAUGGUGGGGAUAAUAACAACAUUGACUUUGUUCAUUGCUCUGAGUGGGGCACUAAUCUGUCUAGAAGAAUGGUAUAUGAGUGCAAUUAUUACUAUUGUUGGGGGGGGGAACUUUACUGCACUCUGAGAAUUCCAGGGUGGAGCUUCCUGUAGUAGCAAGCCCCCUGAACACACCAGUAGCUCUCUCUUGCUACAGUUUCCUGUUCCAUCCAACAAAACAGAAUUAGAAACCAAAAACAUGCUUCCCAAACUGAAGCAUAUUUCCACCAUUCUUCAAAUCUAUUCCAAGUUCAAACUUAGGGUCUUUUGGUUAUAGGUUUUGAAAUUUGCUUUUAAAGCAGAAUUCUAACCCUUAAUCCCCAGGUUUAACUGGGAUGAUUAUAUGUCCCUGGUCAGCAACUAGUUGGAGAGGGGUUGGUCACCCACUGCCCCCAUGGUGACAGCCACCACUCCUUUUCACUCUUACCUUUGGGCUGGCCAGGGCCUCAAACUAUGAAUCCUAUUUCACGGUUAAUAUUUUUAUCCCAUCAUUUCUUCCAGGGAGCUCAGACCAGUGUGUGAAGUUCUCCCCCUCCUCCAUUUUGACUUCAUAACAACCCUAGGCAAUAGAGAGUGGCCAGUUCAAGGUCUCCCAAGGGAACUUCUUACCUGAUGGGGAUGUGAACUCAAGUCUUCCCACUGCCCCCCCCCAGCAUUAAGCAGUGACUGUUGCCUCAAACAAGAUAAUAGCACCCCCCAAGCAUUUACAAUGUAAUAAUGGGCAUUCACAGUGUUAUGUUUCAUUCUAUUGGAGUGAAAUUGCUUAAAGUCCUGAGGGUUUUUUUUUAAAAAAAGGGAAUGAAACAUUGGCAGGCAAAGGAUUAGUUCUUGUGUAGCAUUUCUGAUCCUCCAAACUCUUCCUCCCCAAUGUCUAGCCAGAUUUUGCCAGUUUGGUAAUGUCAUGGCAAGCUGAAUGUUGCCUGCGCCAAGAAGUAACUAAUUUACUCUGUGCACCCAUGAAGACAAGGAAGUGGAAACAGGAGAGGGCAGAGCUAUGUAUGAACCGAGCCUGUAUCAUUAGCAGAGAAUCAAUGAAGCGUCUAAGCUGUUCUGCGGAUUUCAAAAAGGAAGGAUCAGUUUUUCCUCUUGAUGCCAACCUGCCUUUCCCAGGCAUACUAGUUUUCCAACAGUAUAGACAGCACAAAUUUUUUACUAGUCCACUCAGGUGGCAUUGCUCCAACAAGCACUGCCUUUUGUGUGCUCUUCUCACCAUUCCUAACCAUUAAACCACACUCAUAGAAAUAACUCCCACCACAGCUGUAGCUCCUGUUUCAUUAUACGAAACUGCCCUGUUCUGUGUCGGACUAUUCAUCCCUCUCUCCUAGCAGUAUUUACCCCAACUGUGCAGAGAAUUUCCUGGAACCUGCUAACCCAACAGCAUUUUAAUUGGAGAUGCAAAGGGUUGAAGCAGAGAAUCUUCUGCAUGUAACAUAGGGCUUUUACCACUGAAAAGUAGACUCUUUGGUGUUCGUUAGGAUGGUGAUGGCACUACUUUCACAAGCCCCCAUAUUGCCUGUGCCUGUGACAUUGCUGCAAGGCGUAACACCACCUCUGUUCUCUGUGUUCUUAGAUGGCAUGCUACUGCUUUUCAGAACUCAUGCCCAUAUCUUAAGCAGUAUUGUAGGGAGAAGAUAAGGCUAGAUCUUACGCCUUUCUGCUGCAAAGGACAGGUGUAUUGGUGUCCAUGCAAGUAAAGAGCCAACAGAUGAACACAAGAUGUUUCCUUGGGAAAGGAUAUUCCAGAAACAAAAGGCCAUGUAAUACCUUUUAUUAAGACCAACCAAAAUGAUACAAAAGAGCAUGCAAGCUUUUGAGUACUCCAGAACUCUUCAGCAGGUUGGAUUUCUGUGUGGGGUGAGGGGUUAAGAGUUUGAGCUACUAGGACAUUCUACACAGCAUGUAGACAAAUCCAUUCCGAUCAUGACCUGAAACAUCUGCCUCACCCUUUAAUAUUCUGGUUGAUUAACAGUGCAAUCCUAAACAGAAUUACAAAUGCGUAGAUUUUCUAUAUCAUUUUGGUUGAGCUUAAUAAAAGGUUUUUUCAUAACUUUUGAUCUUGAGUUUU